Molecule: messenger RNA, 1780 nt
Organism: Planococcus citri (citrus mealybug)
Lineage: Eukaryota; Metazoa; Arthropoda; Insecta; Hemiptera; Pseudococcidae
Product: cytochrome P450 4g1-like
Exons: 12
Coding region: 111-1637 (508 amino acids)
Molecular function (GO): monooxygenase activity; oxidoreductase activity, acting on paired donors, with incorporation or reduction of molecular oxygen; iron ion binding
Source: RefSeq, a predicted model, not a curated record
GAAAUGUCCCGUUCGACAAGAACUAUGUCUACCCAGUUUAGAAGUUCAACAAUUCAUAUUCUGCUUUUUAUUCGCGUGGUUUUGUUUUUGUGCGUGUCUCCCGUUUCGAUAUGAAUUUCAUACAGAUAUCAGCUUGCAUCUCUGUAAUUGUUAUUUUGUUAAGCUACAUUCGUAAACUCAAAAACAAAAGGUUCUACAAAUUACUCGAACAGUUCCCAUCACAUCCCACGUAUCCAUUGAUCGGAAAUGCGCACAUGUUUUUUGGAUCCAUGGACGAUAUACUUCCAAAAUUGGAAAAAAUUAUGAAGCUCAAUGAUCGCGUAGUACACUGGUUCGGUCCCAUACCGUGUUUAUUUUUGAAAAAACACGAAGAUAUCGCUAUGACGUACAACCUAAGUUCGGAUCGUGACUUACUUGGAACACCAGAUGAUUGGCUCGGUGUAGGGAUAUUGACCUCCAAAUAUGAAGAAUGGAAGAUGUCCAGAAAAAUGUUUUCGCCAGCUUUCAGCUCGAAUAUGCUUUUGAAAUAUGCGGAAGUCAUCGAGAAACAUUCUCUAAAAUUUGUCGACAAUUUGAAAUCAGCAGCAAACAGUGGUGAAGAAAUUGAUGUUUUUAACUGCUUAACAAGACUCUCCAUGGACACAAUUAUGGGAACUUUAUUUGGUGAUUCAAUUGAAACCGAUGGAAAAAUGAGAGAGAAAUUUUGCUUUGCUGCACAUGAUGCCAUCCAGUACCCUAUAAAACGUUUACAGUAUCCUUGGCUGCUUUCACAUCGAUUAAAUAGGAUCUUUUUACACAUAAUAGGCAAAAUCAAUACCAUCCACGACUUGCAGUAUUAUCCAACAACGAUACUGAAAAAAACCAUCAAGAAUUUCCAGAAUGUACGACGUGACAGUAAUACACCUGAUGAGGUCGACACAUCCAAUACAAUGAUCGAUGUUCUGGUACGGUAUUGGUUUAAAAAUUCCAGCAACUUCACGGAAACACGUAUGAGAGAUGAAGUAUUGCACAUUAUAGCAGCGGCAGUCGAAACGUCAUCAAUGAGCACUAGCUUUACAGUUUUUAUGUUGGCACUCCAUCAAGAUGUUCAGCAAAAAGCAUUCGACGAGGUUUCCAAACUCGUAACUGAUGAUGGCACAUUUACCCCGAACGACGUCAUCAACAAUAUGCCAUAUUUGGAUCAAUGCAUCAAUGAAACAAUACGGCUGUAUAGUCCAGUAGCAGCAAUGCCCAGACGUAUGCAUAAGGAUAUUACAUUGAAUGAUAAUGCGAUAAUUCCUGCAAAUACACUAGUGCUGGGGUUGAUACAAUUUGCAAAUUGGGAUCCUGACGUAUACAAAAAUCCGGAAAAAUUUGAUCCCCAGAAUUUCAGCAAGGAAGCGGAAGAAGCACGACCGAAAACAAGUCGACUGAACUUUGGAUAUGGGCCAAGAUCCUGCAUAGGUGCCAAGUACGCGAUGUUAUCUAACAAAAUGCUAAUGGCUCUCAUUUUACGCAACUAUCAUUUAUCCACCAGUGUCAAAGAGUUCACUAAAGAACAUUUAAAAAUGGAUCUUAGCACCCAGAGUAAAAUUGGCUAUCCUGUCAAAUUUACGAGAAGGCGAGCGAGAAGUUCAUUAAUCAUGGAAAAAAAUUAAAUGAUAAUUUCUGUAAUAGGUAUUUACAACUUAUCGGUAUUUGUGAAUCUUUUAUUUUAUAAUUUUGUACGAACGAUUUCAGAUUAAUUAAACGCAUAACAAUGCCUAUAAUUCUACAAGAAAAUUGUUCAUCUUCUGUGAAA